Molecule: messenger RNA, 2145 nt
Organism: Poecile atricapillus (Black-capped chickadee)
Lineage: Eukaryota; Metazoa; Chordata; Aves; Passeriformes; Paridae
Product: small nuclear ribonucleoprotein Sm D2
Exons: 3
Coding region: 298-630 (110 amino acids)
Biological process (GO): RNA splicing; spliceosomal snRNP assembly
Cellular component (GO): U2 snRNP; U1 snRNP; precatalytic spliceosome
Molecular function (GO): RNA binding
Source: RefSeq, a predicted model, not a curated record
CCCCAAGGUAUCCCCAAGGUGUCCCCAAAGAGCACCCAGAACAACACCCAGGUGCUGAUCAACUGCCGCAACAACAAAAAACUGCUGGGGCGUGUGAAAGCGUUCGACAGGUGAGUCACAGUGUCCCCAAAGUGUCCCCAAGGUGUCCCCAAAGUGUCCCCAAAGUGUCCCCAAACUGUCCCCAAAGUGUCCCCAAAGUGUCCCCAAAGAGCACCCAGAACAACACCCAGGUGCUGAUCAACUGCCGCAACAACAAAAAGCUCCUGGGGCGUGUCAAGGCCUUUGACAGGUGAGGAAAUGUCCCCAGAGUGUCCCCAGAGUGUCCCCAAGGUGUCCCCAAGGUGUCCCCAAAGUGUCCCCAGAGUGUCCCCAAAGUGUCCCCAGAACAACACCCAGGUGCUGAUCAACUGCCGCAACAACAAGAAACUGCUGGGGCGCGUGAAAGCGUUUGACAGGCACUGUAACAUGGUGCUGGAGAACGUCAAGGAGAUGUGGACGGAGGUGCCCAAGAGCGGCAAAGGGAAGAAGAAAUCCAAACCCGUCAACAAGGACCGGUACAUCUCCAAAAUGUUCCUGCGCGGAGACUCCGUCAUCGUGGUCCUGAGGAACCCUCUGAUCGCUGGGAAAUAACGGGGAAUUCACACCUGGAAUCAUCCCAGAACAUCCCAGAACAUCCCAGAACCUUCCAGAACAUCCCAGAACAUCCCAGAGCAUCCCAGACUCCGUCAUCGUGGUCCUGAGGAACCCCCUGAUCGCGGGAAAAUAACGGGGAAUUCCCGAUGGGAAUAAUCCCAGAACAUCCCAGAACCUUCCAGAACCUCCCAGAGCAUCCCAGAACAUCCCAGAACAUCCCAGAGCAUCCCAGACUCCGUCAUCGUGGUGCUCAGGAACCCCCUCAUCGCUGGGAAAUAACGGGGAAUUCACAGCUGGAAUCAUCCUGGAACCUUCCAGAACAUCCCAGAACAUCCCAGAGCAUCCCAGACUCCGUCAUCGUGGUGCUCAGGAACCCCCUCAUCGCUGGGAAAUAACAAAUUCCCAAUUGGAAUAAUCCCAGAACAUCCCAGAACCUUCCAGAACCUCCCAGAGCAUCCCAGAACCUUCCAGAACCUCCCAGAGCAUCCCAGAACCUUCCGGAACAUCCCAGAGCAUCCCAGAGCAUCCCAGACUCCGUCAUCGUGGUCCUGAGAAACCCUCUGAUCGCUGGGAAAUAACGGGGAAUUCACAGCUGGAAUCAUCCUGGAACCUUCCAGAACAUCCCAGAGCAUCCCAGACUCCGUCAUCGUGGUGCUCAGGAACCCCCUGAUCGCCGGGAAAUAACGGGGAAUUCCCGAUUGGAAUAAUCCCAGAACCUCCCAGAACAUCCCAGAACCUUCCAGGCUCCGUCAUCGUUGGGAAUUCCCGGCUGGAAUCAUCCCUGGAACCUCCCGGAACCUUCCAGAACCUUCCAGAACAUCCCAGAGCAUCCCAGAGCAUCCCAGAACAUCCCAGACUCCGUCAUCGUGGUGCUGAGAAACCCCCUCAUUGCUGGGAAAUAACGGGGAAUUACGGAUUGGAAUCAUCCUGGAACCUUCCAGAACAUCCCAGAACAUCCCAGAGCAUCCCAGAGUCCAUCAUUGUUGGGAAUUCCUGAUGGGAAUAAUCCAUGGAACCUUCCAGAACAUCCCAGAACCUUCCAGGCUCCAUCAUCGUUGGGAAUUCCCUGCUGGAAUCAUCCCUGGAACCUCCCAGAACUUUCCAGAACCUUCCAGAACCUCCCGGAACCUUCCAGAACCUUCCCAGAGCGGCUCCAUCAUCGUUGGGGAAUUUGGGAUUCCUUGGGAAUCAUCCGUGGAACAUUCCAGAACCUCCCAGAACUUUCCAGAACCUCCCAGAACUUUCCAGAACUUUCCAGAACCUCCCGGAACCUUCCAGAACCUUCCCAGAGCGGCUCCAUCAUCGUUGGGGAAUUUGAGAUUCCUUGGGAAUCAUCCGUGGAUCCUUCCAGAACUUUCCAGAACCUCCCAGAACCUUCCAGAACCUCCCAGAACCUUCCAGAACCUCCCGGAACCUCCCAGAACCUUCCCAGCCCCCCCCAACCUCAGAUUUCCCCUCCCCCCUCGUUCCCGGCUGGAUUUUUGGGAUGGAGAAAACGGAAUUUGGGGAUGG